This is a messenger RNA of Oppiella nova, 4509 nucleotides long. The record is from the annotation of a GenBank genome assembly. Lineage: Eukaryota; Metazoa; Arthropoda; Arachnida; Sarcoptiformes; Oppiidae.
AUGUUGCAGAGGAAGCGCCAACAGGCGGAGAUGAGGCGCACCCAACGCGAGUGCGACCUCCGAGAGAACCACCCGUUUUUUGAUACGCCACUACUUCUGGUGGGCCGGGAGUCCAAGUUCAGGCUCUGCUGUCAAAGCAUUACGAGUGCCAAAUACGACCCCAAGAGUCGCGAUCCCAUCACCGGUAAAGAGCGGAAAGUGCGAUACAAAGGCGCCCACGAGUUGCUGGGAUUAGUGCCGUAUUGCGAUUGGCUUAUGAUUAUAGUGACCACAGCCUCCUGCGCCUCAAUGAUGUUUGAGACGGGAACUUAUCGGGUGGCCGAAACGCCGUGGCUCAAAGGGGCUGAGUAUACGUUUGUCGUAGCCAUGGCCAUUGAACUGUUGCUGAAGACUUUAGCCGACGGCUUACUCUUCACACCGAACGCCCUGUUGGCACACGUGGCCGGCAUAAUGGACUUCUUCAUAUUUGGCGUGUCCCUGGUGUUCGUAAUCGUCAUGCCAUCCCACGUGCCGCCACAGUCUCUCAAACAAACACUACUCGUCCUCAGAUGUGUUCGUCCGCUAAGAAUCUUCUCAUUAGUACCUCAUAUGCGGAAAGUUGUGUACGAAUUGUGCCGCGGAUUCAAAGAGAUUGCUUUGGUAUCAGUGCUGCUCAUUGUAUUGCUGUUUGUGUUCGCGUCGGUAGGCGUCCACAUGUUUGGCGGACUACUGGCCCGAUGUAAUGACCCCAGUAUUGUCAAGAGAGAAGACUGUGUGGGAGUAUUCAAGAGGCAAGUGCAUGUGACCAGGAUGAAGUUGGAGUAUCAUAAUGAUUCUAUGCCUGUCAUACUGGUGCCCAGAGUAUGGGCAAACCCUCGCCGCUUUAACUUUGAUUCGUUGGGAAACGCAAUGUUAGCCCUCUUUGAAGUGCUUUCGUUCAAGGGAUGGCUCGAUAUAAGGGAUGUCUUACUCACCCGACUAUCGCCUUUGCAUACCAUAUAUAUCCACGUCUUUGUAUUCCUCGGGUGUAUGAUUGGGUUAACACUGUUUGUUGGCGUCGUUAUCGCUAAUUAUGGCGAGAAUAAGGGGACAGCCCUACUGACUGUCGACCAGAGGCGUUGGUGUGACCUGAAAAAGCGACUAAAAAUUGCUCAACCGCUUCAUUUGCCACCCAGACCGGAUCACCACAAGGGUCGGGCCAUAAUCUAUGACAUCACGCAACACAUAAUCUUCAAGCGAGCGAUCGCUAUAUUAGUUUUGGCCAAUUCGUCGCUAUUAUGCGUGUCAUGGGAUGCCAAACAGUCGCAUACCAUCCCAUUGGCCACCAUAUCCGCCUCAUUCACCUGCGUAUUCGUCAUCGAAGUACUCAUGAAGAUGAUUGCGUUUACAGCCCGCGGCUAUUGGCAGUCACGAAGAAAUCGCUACGACCUGUUUGUCACAGUAUUGGGUGUCUUAUGGCUGGGCCUACACUUCCUGCUGAUGAACGAGAUGUCCAACACGUUUGGCUUCAUUGUGGUGAUAUUGCGGUUCUUUACGAUCACCGGAAAACACGCCACACUCAAGAUGUUAAUGUUGACGGUGGCGGUCAGUGUCUACAAGUCCUUCUUCAUCAUAAUGGGUCUCUUCCUACUGAUCCUGUGCUACGCGUUGGCCGGAGUCAUACUCUUCGGAUCGGUUAAGUUCGGCGAAAACAUCUCACGACACGCCAACUUCAGAACCGCACCGCACGGUGUGAUCACUUUGUUCCGGAUCGUGACCGGCGAGGACUGGAAUAAGAUCAUGCACGACGCCAUGCUCUCACCACCGUUUUGUACCCGGGGUGAGGAUUACUGGUCCACCGAUUGCGGCAACUUCUCGGCCUCCCUGUCCUUCUUUUGCUCGUUUUACGUGUGCAUCACAUAUAUAGUGUUGAAUCUAUUGGUGGCUAUAAUUAUGGAGAACUUCUCCCUCUUCUACUCCAACGAAGAGGACGCCCUCCUAUCGUACGCCGAUAUCCGCAACUUUCAAAACACCUGGAAUUUAGUCGACUUAUUACAGAGAGGAAUGAUUCCCAUCUCAAGAGUCCGAUUUGUGUUGAGACUUCUCAAGGGAAGGCUAGAAGUGGAUCCCAAUAAGGAUCGACUUCUGUUCAAACAUAUGUGUCAUGAAAUGGAAAGACUGCAUAACGGAGAAGACGUCACCUUUCAUGAUGUGCUCAAUAUGUUGUCCUAUCGGUCCGUCGAUAUCAGGAAAUCACUGCAAUUGGAAGAGCUCUUGGGUUCGUACACGCACGCUCUGUUCACUGUCUACCAGUCGGCCUCCCAGGAGGGCUGGAGUCACGUGAUGUACGCGGCCAUGGAUUCUCUGGACGCGUUUAGGGCCGCCUUUUACUUCGUGACACUAAUCUUCUUCCUCGCGUGGCUCGUCAAGAAUGUCUUCAUCGCCGUCAUCACCGAAACAUUCAACGAGAUUCGCGUCCAGUUCCAGCAGAUGUGGGGCGAGAGGGCGCAGAUCACCACCGAAGCCACGCCAUCGACAUUAGUGGGCGAGACUCAGUGGCGGCUGAUCCAGUUGACCGAUACGGACAACCAGUCCCGGGCGCCCAGGAUUAUCAAAGCCGUCAUCUCCACGGCCUCCUUCCAGAUCUUCAUAAUGAUUGUCAUUGUGGCCAACGCUAUGGUCAGCUCGAGCGUCAAGUUUGAGCACUCGGGUCGACCCCGAGACGAGUUUUACAAGACUUUGUACCCCUUGGAGGUCGGGUUCACCCUUUUGUUCGACAUCGAGGCAGUGGUCAAAGUGUGGUGCUAUGGCUACAGGGCUUACAUUCACCGAUCCCUACAUAAGUUGGAGCUAUUGUUGGCCAUUGGAUCCACUAUCCAUAUAAUCCCCAUAUUCUAUAUGAGCGCACCGUUAGUCUACUUCCAAGUGUUGAGAAUUAUGCGAUUAAUCAAAGCGUCGCCAGUCUUAGAGGACUUCGUGUACAAGAUCUUCGGUCCGGGAAAGAAGUUGGGAUCCAUUAUCAUAUUUACCAUGUGCUUGCUUAUUGUNCCCAUAUUCUAUAUGAGCGCACCGUUAGUCUACUUCCAAGUGUUGAGAAUUAUGCGAUUAAUCAAAGCGUCGCCAGUCUUAGAGGACUUCGUGUACAAGAUCUUCGGUCCGGGAAAGAAGUUGGGAUCCAUUAUCAUAUUUACCAUGUGCUUGCUUAUUGUCACCUCAUCGAUAUCCAUGCAAUUGUUUUGCUGUUUAGCCAAAUAUGAAUACCAGAAGUUUCAGGCGUUUCCAGAAGCUUUUAUGUCAAUGUUUCAAAUCCUGACUCAAGAGGGAUGGACUGAAGUGAUGAACGAAACCAUAUUGAGGUCGAGCCGUAGUAUCGGCCCAUUAGUUGCCAUUUAUUUCAUAUUAUACCAUCUGUUCGUGUCUUUGAUUGUGUUAUCGUUGUUCGUCGCCGUCAUUCUCGACAACUUAGAGCUCGACGAAGACAUCAAAAAAGUGAAACAAUUGAAGGCUAGGGAACAGUCUGCGGGUAUCAACGAAGAGCUACCUCUACGGCUCCGGCUGUUUGAGUCUUUCCCGGACUCACCGCAGAUGACUCGCGUGCAUAAGGCCUGCAACGAGUUCUCUGUUCCCAAAGUUCGCGACUCUUUUAUGCGAUGUUUUGUGGAUUUGUCUGAAAUCCAAGAGUCGCCGACAGGGAAACGGCUGAUUGAGAACGGCAUGGAAGUGACCAUAAGAAAGCACAUACCGUUGCGUUUGCUGACCUCCCCCUCAAAAACCCGACAAUCGUCGCCACUGUUGCGAAGAGUUCACGUGUCGUCCAUUGUGUCCGACUCUAACAAUCAGCGACUUUUGGUCAGCGAUUCCGCCACUCAAUUGGCGGGACUGUCGCGAGUGAACGGCCGAAGUAUGCGGCGGUCGGUCAGAGGCAACCUCAAGGAGGAGGUCCGGGAAGAGGGCGGGGAGAGCGGCGGCCCCACCGUUAGGGGACAGGACUUUGACUUCAAAAUGUUGCAGAGGAAGCGCCAACAGGCGGAGAUGAGGCGCACCCAACGCGAGUGCGACCUCCGAGAGAACCACCCGUUUUUUGAUACGCCUCUACUUCUGGUGGGCCGGGAGUCCAAGUUCAGGCUCUGCUGUCAAAGCAUUACGAGCGCCAAAUACGACUUCAAGAGUCGCGAUCCCAUCACCGGUAAAGAGCGGAAAGUGCGAUACAAAGCCGUCCACAAGUUGCUGGGAUUAGUGCCGUAUUGCGAUUGGCUUAUGAUUUUAGUGACCACAGUCUCCUGCGCCCAUAUGAUGUUUGAGACGGGAACUACUCGGGUGGACAAUACGCGGUGGCUCCGAGGGGCUGAGUAUACGUUUGUCGUAGCCAUGGCCAUUGAACUGUCGCUGAAGACUUUAGCGGACGGCUUACUGUUCACACCGAACGCCCUCUUGGCACACGUGGCCGGCAUAAUGGACUUCUUCAUAUUUGGCGUGUCCCUGGUGUUCGUAAUCGUCAUGCCAUCCCACGUGCCGCCACAGUCUCUCAAACAAACACUACUCGUCCUCAGA